GUUGGGGCAGCCCCCACAGCUCCUGGCCUUCGGGCCAAGGUGUCGGGCGUGCGUCUCCUGGCCCAUCAAUACAGAUUACAUAUUUAUAUCAAUCGCGGGCUCUGAGGGCGCCCUCGGAGAGCGGCCCCGCGCCUACGAAACCAAACUGGGAGUGGUCGCGCGGAAACUCUGGCUCGGGAUUGGCUGCGGGCGCCCGCCGCGGUGCGGGGGGAUUGCUAAUCGUAUUCAGCAUGUUUUGCACAAGAAAUGUCAGCCAGAAAGGGCUAUCUGCUCCCUUCGCCAAAUUAUCCCACAACAAUGUCAUGCUCGGAGAGCCCCGCCGCGAACUCUUUUUUGGUCGACUCGCUCAUCAGCUCGGGCAGAGGCGAGGCAGGCGGCGGUGGCGGUGGCGCGGGGGGCGGCGGAGGUGGCGGUUACUACGCCCACGGCGGGGUCUACCUGCCGCCCGCCGCCGACCUGCCCUACGGGCUGCAGAGCUGCGGGCUCUUCCCUGCGCUGGGCGGCAAGCGCAAUGAGGCAGCGUCGCCGGGCGGCGGUGGCGGGGUUCUAGGUCCCGGGGCGCACGGCUACGGGCCCGCGCCCAUAGACCUGUGGCUAGACGCGCCCCGGUCCUGCCGGAUGGAGCCGCCUGAGGGGCCGCCGCCGCCACCCCAGCAGCAGCCGCCGCCCCCGCCGCAACCACCCCAACCCCCGCCGCAGGCCACCUCGUGCUCUUUCGCUCAGAACAUCAAAGAAGAGAGCUCCUACUGCCUCUACGACUCGGCGGACAAAUGCCCCAAAGGCUCGGCCACCGCUGCCGAACUGGCUCCCUUCCCGCGGGGCCCGCCGCCGGACGGCUGCGCCCUGGGCGCCUCCAGCGGGGUGCCAGUGCCUGGCUACUUCCGCCUUUCUCAGGCCUACGGCACGGCCAAGGGCUAUGGCAGCGGCGGCGGCGGCGCGCAGCAACUCGGGGCUGGCCCGUUCCCCGCGCAGCCCCCGGGGCGCGGUUUCGAUCCACCGCCCGCGCUAGCCUCCGGCUCGGCCGAUGCGGCCCGGAAGGAGCGAGCCCUCGAUUCGCCGCCGCCCCCCACGCUGGCUUGCGGCAGCGGCGGGGGCUCGCAGGGCGACGAGGAGGCGCACGCGUCGUCCUCGGCCGCGGAGGAGCUCUCCCCGGCCCCUUCCGAGAGCAGCAAAGCCUCGCCGGAGAAGGACUCCCUGGGCAAUUCCAAAGGUGAAAACGCAGCCAACUGGCUCACCGCAAAGAGUGGUCGGAAGAAGCGCUGCCCCUACACGAAGCACCAGACACUGGAGCUGGAGAAGGAGUUUCUGUUCAACAUGUACCUUACUCGAGAGCGGCGCCUAGAGAUUAGCCGCAGCGUCCACCUCACGGACAGACAAGUGAAAAUCUGGUUUCAGAACCGCAGGAUGAAACUGAAGAAAAUGAAUAGAGAAAACCGGAUCCGGGAGCUCACAGCCAACUUUAAUUUUUCCUGAUGAAUCUCCAGGCGACGCAGUUUUUUCACUUUCCGAGCGCUGGUCCCCUCUCUCUGUCUUCAGCCUCUGCCCAGGAACUCGCACCUGUGCUGGAGCCCUGUUCCUCCCUCCUACACUCGCCAUCUCCUGGGCCGUUACAUCUGUGCAGGGCUGGUUUGUUCUGACUUUUUGUUUCUUUGUGUCUGCUUGGUGCUGGUUUAUUUGUUGUUUUCUGGGAGAAAAAGCCAUAUCGUGCUAAAAUUCUAUAGAGAUAGAUAUUGUCCUAAGUGUCAAGUCGUGACUGGGCUGGGUUUGCUGUCUUGGGGUCCCACUGCUCGAAAUGGCCCCUGUCUUCGGCUGAGCUGGUUUCCUGCCCAGCCUGGGGCAAACCUAGCCGGAAGGCCGAGGUCCCAUUGUUGGCGCUGAGGUGUCUGGCCUGAGGUCAAUGGUGCAAAGGAGCCGACACCGGGCAUGUCUGCCUGGAGUGCUGUGCUGUGUUUAAUCAGGGGAUACAGGCCCCUGGGUUUCUUUUUUCUUUCUUCCUUUCUUCCUUGGCCGAGAGAAGGGCUUACAGGCAUGGACACGCAGGUUGGCAAACGGGCUUGACUUUGGCUGAUUUAAAAAGUGAGAAAGAAAGUAAAAAAGAUUAAUUUUUCCUUCCUCUGUAAGAUAUCCCAGCUUUAAAAAGAAAAAAAAAUAAAAAGAAUUACCAAGAGAAGGGGACUUCUCUUCCAGUUUCUGUAAGGUCUUACAUUGCCUGACUAAAAUGUUUCAUUUACCUCUAAAUUUCCAUAUCCUUCUGGCUGUAGAUAAAUAAUGUAGUUUUUUUUAUGCAUUUGGAAUUAGUGGAUUUUUUUUGUCAUUAAAAUUGUUACCACUGGUAACGUGACAAGCACACCACAAUUCUCCCUAUCUUGUGAAGUUGUUUUUUUAAAUCACCUUGAACAAAAAGUUUUUUUUGUUGUUGUUUUUGCUUUCUGAAAUUCACAGAAGCCUAGGAGGACUGGGGUAAGCGGAAUAAACUAGAGAAGGGAGACAUUGUUUGGAUUUCCUUUAUACUGUGAAGUUACAUGCAUAAAAGGGUCAAACCUGUAGAUGCAGAAAAAGAAAAAAACUAUAAAUACAAAUCUGUAUAAAUGUCUAUUAUUAUGAAGAAUUGCCAAUCUUGUUUUAAGCAAAUGCAUUCUAUCAUUAUUAUAAAUGUUAGUUCUAGCUCUAUUUACUUCUAAUCUUAAAUCAGAAUAAAUUAAUAUUGUAUUGCUGCUGUGCGUGGAAAAAGACGAUGUUUAUGUUCGUAUAGAAUAAAAGCUGUGGAAUGAA
Molecule: messenger RNA, 2772 nt
Organism: Pongo pygmaeus (Bornean orangutan)
Lineage: Eukaryota; Metazoa; Chordata; Mammalia; Primates; Hominidae
Gene: HOXA10
Product: homeobox A10
Exons: 2
Coding region: 247-1473 (408 amino acids)
Biological process (GO): regulation of transcription by RNA polymerase II
Cellular component (GO): nucleus
Molecular function (GO): RNA polymerase II cis-regulatory region sequence-specific DNA binding; DNA-binding transcription factor activity, RNA polymerase II-specific
Source: RefSeq, a predicted model, not a curated record